Mytilus trossulus (common blue mussel) is the source of this 1908-nucleotide messenger RNA. RefSeq lists its product as uncharacterized. The annotation marks the transcript as partial. NCBI's taxonomy places the organism in Eukaryota, Metazoa, Mollusca, Bivalvia, Mytilida, Mytilidae. The transcript is spliced from 3 exons. Gene Ontology annotation, biological process: DNA integration; DNA recombination. Gene Ontology annotation, molecular function: DNA binding. The record is from RefSeq and is a predicted model, not a curated record.
AGUGAUAAUGGUGGAAAUGAGGAGGAAGAUGUAGAUGACAACGAUGACAACAACAAAGGUUUAAAGGGUGGAAAUGAGGAGGAAGAUGUAGAUGACAACGAUGACAACAACAAAGGUUUAAAGGGUGGAAAUGAGGAGGAAGAUGUAGAUGACAACGAUGACAACAACAAAGGUUUAAAGGGAAAAAGAAAUCCAAAAAGACCAUGUCCAUUUUGUGGUAUAUUUCAAAGUCGAUUAAGCAGGCAUAUUCUAACUAAACAUAGAGACAACGAUGAGGUAAAGGCAGCAAAGCAGCUUCCAGUAAAAGACAGAAAUCAGGUUUUAUGCAAUUUGAAAAGGAGAGGCUAUCACCAGUACAACUUGAUGCUGAUGAAAGAGGAGGACUUUGAUGUGAAUCAAAUAGUUAAGGAAAGGCAGGCAAGAAAACAGAGGGAAGGAAAUGCAAUGGAAAAUAGGGCUAUGUGUUCCUCAUGUCAGGGGUAUUUUGUAAAAGAACACUUGAAGAUUCACAGAAUCAAAUGUACAGCAGCAGAGGGAACAACAAUUACACCAACUGCAAUUCCACUUUCUGCUGUUAGAGAUGAUGGUUACUCUGAAGAAUAUAAGGCAGACAUCUUAAGUGGCUUUUUGGAUGACAGAAGUGGAACGUUUUGUAAAACUGAUAAAUACAUCAAAGACUUUGGUUUUCACAGUUACAGAAGAUUUGCAGCAAGGAAGGACAAAAACCCACAGAACCGAAAAAAUAUAAUGAAGCACAUGAGGAUGAUAGCAAAUCUUUUCUUUUGUUUUAAAAGCGAGGCAGCUAAAAUUGGCAUAGACAUAAAUGCAACAUUAGACAUGUUUAAAAUGGAACACUUUACCACUUUUAUGGAUGCUAUCCAUGUGAUGGCUGCAAAAGACGAUGGUGGUAUGAAAUCUGGAUUAAAAAAAAAUGUAGGUCACCUUUUAAAAAAUGUUAUUAAACACAUAAAAGGGCAGCAUUUGUUGCAGGGUAAGAAAGAUGAGCUGGUAAAAAUUGAGGAAUUCAAAACAUUAUUUGAUUACUACAAAAAGGAGAUAUUUGAUGGAGCUGAAUACAAUUGUAUAAAGAAUAGACAGGAAAACCUUAGACGACCACAAUAUUUACCUCUUGAUGAUGAUGUAAGAAAAUUGCGGAAUUACACUCUGACUGAAAUUGCACAGAUGGAUGACCCAUACAAGAUUUUAGAUAUGAAUGAAUAUCCCCGGCUUAGAGAUCUUGUGGUAGCCAGAAUAACACUGUUCAAUGCCAAGCGGGGAGGAGAACCAAGUAGACUUACUAUAAAGGAAUGGGAUGAUGCAAAAGAUGGUGUCUGGUUAGCUGAAACCCACAAGAAAAAAGCCAAAACAUCAGAGGAACUUGAAUUAUUUGAAAUUUAUAAAUUGUCAUAUCAGUCUGGCAAAAGUGUGUGCCAUAUGCUCCCAACACUCAUUCCGAAAGAUUCUUGGAAAGCUAUACAAAAGCUUACUGAUCCACAGAUAAGACAGAUGGCAGGUGUUAAACCUAGUAAUAUAUAUGUAUUUCCAAACAUCAAAGGCUCCAACUUUCAUGUUAAUGGAUGGAAUAGUGUAAACAAAGUAUGUAAGCAGGCAGGGCUGACAAAAGAGAUUAACGCCACCCAAAUGAGACAUUACAUGUCAACUGUGUUUGCAAACUUGGAUGUACCAGAGACAGACAGGCAGGCUUUUUAUAGACACAUGGGCCAUUCAGAAGAAAUCAAUAAAAAUGUUUACCAAUGUCCAUUGGCUGUUCAAGAAAUUACAAAAGUUGGAAAGUUUUUAUAUCUUAUGGACAAAGAUGGCAUUAAAGCUUAUCCUGACUCUCACUCAUCACCAGCAAAACUGCAAAAUGUUGGAGAAGGUAGUAUAUUUAAAGACAGUUAUGUAUGA